AUGAUCUCUCAAUCACUCCGUGCCGCCGCUCCGGCGACGAGGAUGCUCAACCAGCCCCUCCGCUCGGCCCCCUCGAUGGCGCGACUUGCGCCGAUGGGAGCUCGUUUCAACUCUGGCAAGGUCUCGGGCCCUGUCAUCGGAAUCGACCUGGGCACCACCAACUCAUGUGUCUCGGUCAUGGAGGGCCAGCAGGCACGCGUCAUUGAGAACUCUGAGGGUGGCCGGACGACGCCUUCCGUCGUCGCCUUCACCAAGGACGGCGAGCGCCUUGUCGGUCUGCCCGCCAAGCGCCAGGCUGUCGUCAACCCCGAGGCCACCCUCUUUGCCACCAAGCGUCUGAUUGGCCGCAAGUUCCAGGACAAGGAGGUCCAGAAGGACCUGAGCAACGUCCCCUUCAAGAUUGUGCCCCACUCGAACGGCGAUGCGUGGCUCGAGGCCCGCGGCCAGAAGUACUCGCCCUCGCAGAUCGGUGCGUUUGUCGUAGGCAAGAUGAAGGACACCGCCUCCGGCUACCUCGGCAAGCCCGUCAAGCACGCCGUCAUCACCGUCCCCGCCUACUUCAACGACUCGCAGCGCCAGGCCACCAAGGACGCCGGUGCCAUUGCCGGCCUUGACGUCCUCCGCGUCAUCAACGAGCCCACCGCCGCCGCCCUCGCCUACGGCAUGGACCGCGACGACUCGUCGGUCAUCGCCGUCUUCGACCUGGGCGGCGGUACCUUCGAUAUCUCGAUCCUCGAGAUGCAGAAGGGCGUCUUCGAGGUCAAGUCGACCAACGGCGACACCCACCUCGGCGGCGAGGACUUCGACAUCGUCCUCGUCGAGCACCUCGUCAACGAGUUCAAGAAGGAGAGCAACAUCGACCUCAGCAAGGACCGCAUGGCCAUCCAGCGCAUCCGCGAAGCAGCCGAAAAGGCAAAAAUUGAGCUGUCGUCGACGAGCCAGACGGACAUUUCGCUGCCGUACAUCACGGCCGAUGCCAGCGGUCCCAAGCACAUCAACACCAAGCUGACGCGCGCGCAGCUCGAGGGCCUGGUGGGCAAGCUGGUCGACCGCACCGUCGAGCCUUGCAAGAAGGCGCUGUCCGACGCCGGCGUCAAGCCGUCCGAGAUCCAGGACGUCAUCAUGGUCGGCGGCAUGUCGCGCAUGCCCAAGGUCCUCGAGACGGUCAAGAGCAUCUUCAACCGCGACCCCAGCAAGGGUGUCAACCCUGACGAGGCUGUCGCCAUCGGCGCCUCGAUCCAGGGCGGUGUCCUCUCCGGCCAGGUCACGGAUGUCCUGCUGCUCGACGUCACCCCGCUUUCGCUCGGCAUCCAGACGCUCGGCGGCGUCUUCACCCGCCUCAUCAACCGCAACACGACCAUCCCCACCAAGAAGAGCCAGGUCUUCUCGACUGCCGCCGAUGGCCAGACUGCCGUCGACAUCCAGGUCUACCAGGGAGAGCGCGAGCUCGUCCGCGACAACAAGCUGCUGGGCAACUUCCAGCUGACUGGCAUCCCCCCGGCACCCAAGGGCGUCCCCCAGAUCGAGGUCACCUUUGACAUCGACGCCGACGGCAUCAUGCACGUCUCGGCGUCCGACAAGGCCACAAACAAGGACCAGUCGAUGACGAUCUCGGCCGGUUCCGGCCUCAGCGACACCGAGAUUGAGCGCAUGGUGGCGGAUGCGGAGCAGUACGCUGAGUCGGACAAGGCCCGCAAGGCCGUGAUCGAGGAGGCCAACCGCGCCCACUCGGUGUGCGGCGAGACGACCAAGGCGAUGCAGGAGUUCAGCGAGCAGCUGCCCGCCGACGAGAAGGAGAAGCUCAACGUCCUCAUCAAGGAGACUGAGGAGCUGGCCGCCAAGGGCCUCAACGCCGACAGCGACGUCACCGCCGACGCCAUCCGCGAGAAGAUCGACGCCACGCAGCAGGCCUCGCUUCAGCUCUUCAAGCUGGUCUACGAGAAGCGCGGCCAGCAGGGCUCGUCCGAGGAGGCUAAGCCCGCCGAGGGCGAGGGCGAGAAGAAGCAGUAA
Messenger RNA from Pseudozyma flocculosa PF-1, 2010 nucleotides. RefSeq lists its product as uncharacterized. Lineage: Eukaryota; Fungi; Basidiomycota; Ustilaginomycetes; Ustilaginales; Ustilaginaceae. Gene Ontology annotation, biological process: cellular response to unfolded protein; protein refolding. Gene Ontology annotation, molecular function: ATP-dependent protein folding chaperone; heat shock protein binding; ATP hydrolysis activity. Gene Ontology annotation, cellular component: mitochondrion; cytoplasm. The transcript is spliced from 3 exons. The coding region runs from base 1 to 2010 and encodes 669 amino acids. The record is from RefSeq and is a predicted model, not a curated record.